UGCGCGUGGUGGUGCUGCCUGGACACGGAUGUAGCCGGAAGAGAUGGUCGUUUAGCACCAAGUCCGUGUUCAGGUGUUCUGUAGCUAACAGCUUUGAGAACAUGAAAUAUUAGCAUUACUGUAGAACGAAUGGAGAGAAUUAGUGCUGGCGUUAGCGACUAAACCGGUGUCUGUUUUAAACUCGGAAGCGAUAGAGUCAGCCUGCUGCUCUCAAGCCCGGAAGUUUUGUGUCGCCAGUUAGCUUUGAGCUUGUUUCACUGGUUCUGCUAAAUGUUUCUCUUUCCAUGUGAUGAGGUGGCAUGCGUGUCAUGUUUGCGUGCCAGCUGUCUCUUCUGUAUUUUGGUGAAAAAAAACAAUAUGAUGAUUGGACAUUAGUCAGUGAUCAUGGCUGGCUUUCCAGCUUCUUGACAGGCCACUUGAUUUUCUGAGAGCAGAGGAGUUGUUGUUGUUGUUCUUCCAGUCCUCUGAUGCUUUCCACGAAUCUGCCUACUGUCUUUAGUUCAGGAGGCUACAGACACAAUGAGUUCCAAAUUCAGCUUAAUCAACUAUAACUCCCGAAAGCACAUCUCCAUCUCGAUACCCUCCUCCACGGAGGCGAUGUCCCCGCACAUCAAAUCCAUAGAGGAGCUCCGAGUGCUAGGGGUGAACCUCAGCAGUUUCAACACUCCCACACAGUUCUUUAUCUGCGUGACUGGAGUAUUUCUCUUUUACCUCAUCUACGGAUACCUUCAGGAGCUGAUUUUCUCAGUAGAGGGCUUUAAACCCUUUGGCUGGUACCUUACCCUGGUCCAGUUUGGGUUCUAUUCCAUGUUUGGCCUCAUAGAGCUGCAGCUUACCCAGGACAAGAGGAGGAGGAUCCCAGGGAAGACAUACAUGAUCAUAGCAUUUCUAACAGUCGGGACCAUGGGCCUCUCCAACACAUCACUGGGAUACUUGAACUACCCGACACAAGUCAUCUUCAAAUGCUGCAAACUCAUUCCAGUUAUGAUUGGAGGAGUUUUCAUACAAGGCAAACGGUACAAUUUUGCAGAUGUGAUGGCUGCUCUGUGCAUGAGUCUCGGCCUCGUUUGGUUUACGCUGGCUGACAGCAAGGUUGCCCCGAACUUCAAUGUGACAGGGGUUAUCCUUAUCUCCCUGGCCCUUUGUGCUGAUGCUGCUAUUGGAAAUGUGCAGGAAAAAGCCAUGAAGCUGCACAAUGGAUCAAACUCAGAAAUGGUGUUGUAUUCCUAUUCUAUUGGGUUUGUGUACAUUCUGCUUGGACUUCUGUGCAUGGGAGGGCUGGGACCUGCUGUGGCCUUCUGUGCUCAGCAUCCAGUGAUCACAUAUGGCUACGCGUUCUUCUUUUCUUUGACGGGUUACUUUGGCAUCUCCUUUGUUCUGGCUUUGAUAAAACUUUUUGGAGCUCUGGUUGCAGUCACAGUGACCACAGGUAGAAAGGCCAUGACGAUUGUCUUGUCUUUUUUGUUCUUCUCAAAGCCUUUCACGUUUCAGUAUGUGUGGGGAGGCCUACUGGUGGUCUUUGGGAUCUUCCUUAAUGUAUACAGCAAAAACAAGGAAAAAAUAACGUUUCCUCCACUGGCAGAGUUAUGGAAACGAGUGCUCAGCAGCAGGAAAGGCCGACUGCUCUCUCAGACCGUGUGAAUUACCAGCCUCUCCCCAAACUUCGUGGGCAGUCACACCAGUGUUAUGGGAACAGUCAGACUCUCUCACAUUUAACAAGCUGGCAUAGUUGGCCAGAUUUUUGCACUGGACUGAAUUCUAAGCUGACCAGAGAAGACUCAAACUGUGAGCAGCAGACUUGUUACUAAUCAUGUGCAAACUGGACUUUGAUGGGAAGGAAUCAUUAUCUGUUUUUCACCUGCAUGUGCCACUAACUGAUGGCAACUUUUCAUGCAAAAGUCAGUCAUUUCUGUUCUUUUUUUUAAUCUGUCUGUCUGUGAUUGGACAAGGGAAAUGGAAGUAACACUACUGUUUCUUUAAAAGGCUCAUGUUUGGGAGUGUAUGAGUAUGUCAACUGCCAUAUUUGCUAUCCAUUUGUUUGGUGAAAGGGUAGCUCUUUUUACAUUAAAAACAAACAGAGAAGUUUAUUCAAGCAGUUUGAAGCAUUUUCCUAAAUGUGUGUAGCUUGCCAGGCAUCUCUUAUCCGUCGGCUGCAGCUCAGAGAGUUGAAAGACUGCCAAGCAGCUUCUCAGAUGUUUACCCCUCCAAUAGCCCAGGGCUUGUUUGAUUAGGAGUCCUGGAAUAAGAUAGCACUUAAAAGAAAACCAACAUUGUUCAUAGGGUUUGGCUUUAGACCUAAUUUAGAUGUGUGUGUGUGUGUGUGUGUGUGUGUGU
Neoarius graeffei (lesser salmon catfish) is the source of this 2334-nucleotide messenger RNA. It is a transcript of the gene slc35b3, whose product is annotated as solute carrier family 35 member B3. Gene Ontology annotation, biological process: transmembrane transport. Gene Ontology annotation, cellular component: Golgi membrane; endoplasmic reticulum membrane. Gene Ontology annotation, molecular function: 3'-phosphoadenosine 5'-phosphosulfate transmembrane transporter activity. The transcript has 10 exons. The record is from RefSeq and is a predicted model, not a curated record. Bases 520 to 1641 code for a protein of 373 amino acids. NCBI's taxonomy places the organism in Eukaryota, Metazoa, Chordata, Actinopteri, Siluriformes, Ariidae.